AUGCCGCCGAAUGCUGCUUCCUACUCUGGAGCCCUCGGUGCCUUGAUCGUGAGAAAGGCAAAGCUCAACACGAUCGCUAAUGGGACUGACUCUGCGGGAAGCAACGCCGAUCUCCAGCUGACAUGCUCCAAGGAUUUUUACAUCAACGCGAGCACGGGCACAGGGUCGAACCUGACUCCAAACAAUAUAAAUGUUAUUGGCAAUCUCUUGACGUCCACUGGCACGUUCGGGUCAGACUCCAACGCAUCUGGUCUGACGUUGACCACAGCAGUUGGAGACAUCAACUUCGCCCCUGCCGGAAAGGUCAAUCUGACAGGUGAGAUUGCACUGGCAAACGGGACCUUGACCGCUGCCGGUGACAUGACUCUUGUCCCUACCAACGACUUGAAGCUGGACCCAGGAUCUGGAAAGGUGGACAGCAGCGGUACGCUCUCAUCAACAAAUUCGACCGCAACGUUGACCGGUGACGGCGUGCCGACCAGAAUCGUUUCCUCGACCGGGCAGGACAUCCAGCUCCGCCCUGUAUCUGGUCAAAGUGUUACCACGGACGCGCCAAUCGUCACUUCCGACACCCAUGUGACAGGAACGACUGCCCUAGUGCUCGGAGCGCAAUCUGGCAAUGUGACUCUUGCUCCCACCUCAGGGAAUGUAAUUCUCACCCCUGGGGGCUCAAAUGCUGUUAUCAAGAUGUCGAGCGAUGUGUUGCUCAGUGCUCAGAACGUUGUUGGGUCAAAUGCUUCCGGGGUUUUGAUCAACGCCGCUGCUGGUGACCUCGGGCUGACCAGUUCGGGCUCUAUCAUUGCAAACAGCCUCUUCAAGACGAGCCAGGGCACCAUCCAGUCGACUGCCAGCAACCUCGAGCUGAAUACGUCCGGCCAGGGGGACAUUCGGCUUUAUCCUGGGGGAUCCAACGCUAAUGUCGCUAUCGGUGCUGUUGGGGCGGGUACUUCGACCGUUCUUCAGGUCAACGGUGGAGCGAUUACUGGAAGCAAAUCGACAGUUCUUUCCACGACGUCAGGGGAUCUGACGCUCACCUCAGCUGCAAACAUUGUGGUCACUUCUCCUAUCGUCACUUCCGCAGGAGCAAUCACUGCUUCUGGCACAGAUCUCACCCUUUCUGCGCCUAGUGGCCACAAAGUGGUGAUUGAUGGUGAUUUAGAUGUGACUGGGACUGUUACGCAUGUGAAUUCAACGGACCUGUUGGUCGAAGACAAAACAGUGACUUUGGCACACAGCGACUCUCCGGGUGCGUUGGCUACGGUAGAUGGAGCAGGUAUCGUUAUUGACAACUCAGACACUGAUGUAAGCCUGAGAUUCAACGAUAAUGCAGGAGUGCCGUUCUGGGCUCUGAACGGUGGUGACUUCCGCUUCCAGAAGACCUUCGUUUUCAACGGUACGACACGUAUGGUGGGUUAUGAGCUGAGUAUUGACCCUGAGAGCGAAAAUCUGGUAUUCUCGAACGAAUGCAAAGAGGACGAGAUGAUAGAUCUCACGCAACCUCGGUGCUCGUGUGGAGAGAUCGCGUACUACGCGCUCGCGGGAGGCGAAGCGGUCUGUUGCAGAGGCUGCAUGACACCUGAUAUGGUCCACACGAGGAAGCACACGUGCGUUGUCGGCUCUUGUGAGCCGAUAAAGUCAGUGCGCUUUGCCAACACGGCCUGUUACGAGUGUAGCGGAAAGGUCCCGCAAAAGAUGUGGGAGCGCAAGGUUGUGAAGGAGUUGAAGCGCCUCGGUAUCGAGUAUAGCUAUUACGAUGUGAGCGUCCCGUGCUCCCAGGCCAAGGGGAUCAAAGCAUUCCGGCCGGACCUCAUAUUUGCACUUCAGGACUUCGUGGUCAUCCUCGAGGUGGACGAGAACGAGCAUCGGGCUUACGAGCUGUCGUGCGAGGUGGGGAGAGUUGGUGAUAUCAAGGAUGCCAUCGAGCUGCCCCUCCUCCUCAUCCGCCUCAACCCCUCCGAGGCGCGCAUCAAGGCACUGGGCGAGACAAUGAAGUGGGCUUUCUCCAUGGGAGAAGCUGUCAAGGCACAGGAAGCGGGGCUCAUGCUUGCAUAUCACGGGUACUCGGACAGCAGGAGGGCCGAGCUUCACGAGCAGAUGGUCAGGCAGAACGGCUUUGCAUACGAAACGAUUGUUUUGUAA
This is a messenger RNA of Klebsormidium nitens, 2139 nucleotides long. The record is from the annotation of a GenBank genome assembly. NCBI's taxonomy places the organism in Eukaryota, Viridiplantae, Streptophyta, Klebsormidiophyceae, Klebsormidiales, Klebsormidiaceae.